AUGGCAUUCCGCAGCCCAUUCAGUAUAUCUCGGCAGCUGCUCAGUGCCACCGGGGUGCGCCCGGCCACUCGCAGCUUUCUGGGAUGCGGAGAUCGACGAUGCGGACUCGCCACUGCGGUGCCCCCGGUGACGCAGAACGCAACCGGUUCCAAGGGCCCGACGGCAAUGGUGUUUCUGAACAUGGGCGGGCCAUCAACAACAGGCGAAGUAGAGGACUUCCUCAGCAGACUAUUUGCCGACGGUGACUUGAUUCCCUUGGGACGACUCCAAUCCUACAUCGGACCCCUGAUCGCGCGCCGGAGAACGCCAAAGAUCCAACAGCAGUAUUCCGAUAUUGGCGGAGGCUCGCCAAUCCGGAAAUGGUCCGAAUACCAGUGCGAGCAAAUGUGCAAGCUGCUGGACAAGAUGUCUCCCGAGACCGCACCGCACAAACCCUACGUCGCAUUCCGCUACGCCGCGCCCUUGACAGAAACCAUGUACCAACAGUUGUUGGCCGAUGGAUUCGGGAACGGGAAAGGAGGUCGCGCCGUUGCCUUUACGCAGUACCCACAAUACUCUUGCUCCACUACCGGCAGCUCCCUCAAUGAGCUGUGGAAGUGGCGGAAUCGCUUGGAAGCGAAGGAAGAUGGCAGUGCUGAGGGAGCCAUUCAGUGGAGCGUCAUUGACCGAUGGCCCUCUCACCCAGGUCUCGUGGAAGCCGUGGCCCAGAAUGUGGAGGCCCAGCUGAAGACGUACCCUGAAGAGCAGCGCGACAAAGUGGUGCUAUUGUUUUCCGCGCACAGCCUGCCUAUGAGCGUCGUCAACCGAGGCGACCCUUACCCUGCGGAGGUUGCUGCGACCGUCCACGCGGUGAUGCAGCGGCUCAACUUUCGCAACCCUUACCGACUGUGCUGGCAGUCGCAGGUGGGUCCGAGUGCAUGGCUCGGUGCGCAGACAAGCGAUACGGUGCAGGAGUAUGUCAAGCGCGGGCAGACCGACUUGGUCCUGGUACCCAUUGCCUUUACGAGUGAUCACAUUGAGACCCUGUACGAGCUGGAUCUGGAAGUCAUGCACGAAGCCAACAGCCCCGGCGUCAAGCGCGUCGAGAGUCUGAACGGGAGCCCAGUUUUCAUCCAGGCGCUAGCGGACAUUGCCCACGCGCACCUGCAAAAGGGCGAGCCGUGCUCGACCCAGAUGACGCUGCGCUGUCAAGGCUGUCGGAGUGAGCGCUGCUUGGAGCAGAAGAAGUUCUUUGCCGGAAAGGAGCUUUCCUCGCUCGUUCUGUGA
Messenger RNA from Penicillium lagena, 1266 nucleotides. Its product is annotated as ferrochelatase HEM15. Gene Ontology annotation, biological process: heme biosynthetic process. The coding region runs from base 1 to 1266 and encodes 421 amino acids. The record is from RefSeq and is a predicted model, not a curated record. Gene Ontology annotation, molecular function: protoporphyrin ferrochelatase activity. Lineage: Eukaryota; Fungi; Ascomycota; Eurotiomycetes; Eurotiales; Aspergillaceae. The transcript has 2 exons.